AUGGCACCUCCCGCGAAGAAGAAUCUAGGCAACGUUCUCGUAAUUGGCGGCUGCGGGUUCUUGGGCCAUCACAUUGUGAAUCUCCUCCACGACACCUACACCAGCAAAAUUUCCGUCCUCGACCUUUCUACCACGCGCAAUCGGCGUCCAGAUUCGGACGGUGUUGCCUACUAUAACGGCGAUAUCACCUCUAUCUCCUCCCUGGUACCUAUCUUCGAAAAAGCAAAGCCAGAUGUAGUGAUCCAUACCGCAUCACCGACUCUGAUGGGCGCAGGGCAUGAGCUGUACAGGAAGGUUAAUGUGGAUGGGACAGCGUGCGUGAUUGAGGCAUGUCAGAAGACGGGCGUCAAGGCGCUGGUGUAUACGAGCAGUGCGAGUGUGAUCCAUGAUACUAUCAGUGAUCUCAAGAACGCGGAUGAGAGAUGGCCUGUUGUGCCUCCGCAUGCCCAGCACGAGUAUUAUUCGCAGACCAAGGCCGAAGCAGAAGCCCUCGUCCUGGCCGCGAACCGCUCCCCCACCCUCCUCACCUGCUCCAUCCGCCCCGCAGGCAUCUUCGGCGAAGGCGACGUGCAAAUCCUCCCUCCGAUCCUCAACGUCCACUACACGAACCGCACUGGCUUCCAGCUCGGCGACAACACCAACCUCUUCGACUUCACCUACGUCGUCAACGUCGCACACGCGCAUCUGCUCGCAGCCUUCGGUCUGCUCGCCACGAGCCGUGCCAGCACCGCUAUUCUAGACCACGAGAAGGUGGACGGGGAGGCGUUCUUCAUCACGAAUUGCUCGCCUGUAUACUUCUGGGAUUUCGCGCGAGCGGUGUGGGCGCAUGCUGGGAGCAAAAAGGGGACGGAGCAUGUGUGGGUUAUUUCGAGGGAUAUGGGGCUUGCUAUUGGGGGGCUUUUGGAGUGGAUUACUUGGGCGGUUGGGAGGCAGGCUAAACUUACUAAGAGGCAGGUGAAGUAUAGUACUAUGACGAGGUAUUAUGAUUGUGGAAAGGCGCAGAAGAGGCUUGGGUACCAGCCUCUUGUAGGGCUGAAUGAGGGGUUGAGGAGAGGUGUGAAGUGGUUUGAGGAGCAGAGGACAAAAGAGGGGGAGAAGAAAGAUCAGUAG
Messenger RNA from Lachnellula hyalina, 1110 nucleotides. Its product is annotated as Sterol-4-alpha-carboxylate 3-dehydrogenase,decarboxylating. The record is from RefSeq and is a predicted model, not a curated record. The coding region runs from base 1 to 1110 and encodes 369 amino acids. Gene Ontology annotation, molecular function: 3-beta-hydroxy-Delta5-steroid dehydrogenase (NAD+) activity. The transcript is spliced from 2 exons. Gene Ontology annotation, biological process: steroid biosynthetic process. Lineage: Eukaryota; Fungi; Ascomycota; Leotiomycetes; Helotiales; Lachnaceae.